This is a messenger RNA of Punica granatum (pomegranate), 1668 nucleotides long. The record is from RefSeq and is a predicted model, not a curated record. NCBI's taxonomy places the organism in Eukaryota, Viridiplantae, Streptophyta, Magnoliopsida, Myrtales, Lythraceae.
ACGCAAUUAAUUUUUACUGUGCCCUAAUCCUUCCUUUUUUGUCGGUGCCGCCUCCCAACCUGUUCGGCUGCUCCUCUCAACUCACGGUACAAAAACCCUAUAAGCCACCUCACCGGCUUCAGUGCCCGCUGGCAAUCGCCGUUGACGACGAGCUCCGACCACGGUGCCUCUCCCAGUCUCGUUCCCAUCUGUCUCUCUUAAUCUCUUCUUCACCUCACUGUCGCCGACGAGCUGCUGCCGCUCCCUCACACACCCGUUGAGCUGCUGCUGCUCCUCGUCACCGAGCUCGAGCUGCUGCUGCUCCGUCUUCCGUGUUGGGUGGUCCCUGCUCCCUGCUCCCUCCCCUCAACGAGAUCCCUGCCCUCCCGCCCAUUGUCAUUCGUAUACUGGUACAGACUCAACGACACCGCGCCGCAGUGCCUCCUCUACUCGGCUUCGCACCAGCGCUGCGGUCCUCAUCUGGUCUUUGCCUUGAUCAGACGGAUUAAAAAAGAUGCCCCGGAGACCAAGAAAACGCCCACUGAAUCCUCGGCCGCUUACUUUCUCCCCCUUUGCUCGUUCAGCUGCUCUAGUUGCCUGCAUAAACUCAGCAAAACAGCAAAUUAAUGAGUCAGAAUAUCUCAUGGAUACCCCUGAUAAGUUAAAAGGUAAUGGACAUAUCAAAAACACCCUUGAAGAGGCAAGUAUGCAAUCUGAGUCUUCAGAUGAAGAGGAUUUUGAAGGAGUUGUUCAAGCUGAUUUUGCCUUCUUCGAUCCGAAACCCGAUGACUUCCAUGGUGUGAAGAUACUGUUGCAGAACUAUCUGGAUGAUAAGCAGUGGGAUUUGAGUGGUUUCGUGGACUUAAUACUGGAGCAGACAACUGUGGGUACUGUUGUUAAGAUUGAGGGGUCUGAAGAUGAUGGAAUCUUCUCUUUUGUCAGUGCCCUGAAUUUGGGCAGAUAUAAGGAUCAUAAAUGCAUUACCGAACUUAUGGAGUACCUUCUCACGAUUUGCCAAGAAAAGGAUGUGAUAAAUGAUCUGAAGUUACUUUUGGGGGAGAGAGCAUGUGAUGUUGGCCUCCUGGUCUCCCAGCAUGUGAUGAACCUUCCUCCACAGCUUCUGCCUCCACUUUAUGACGCCGUCUUCGAUGAGGUCUCUUGGGCUACUGAAGAUGAGCCAACAGAGGACCUUCGGAGUUCCUUCGAAUUCAAGUUCUAUAUAUUAAUUAGCAAACUGUACAAGCAUAAGAGAACUGUAACAAAGAGUAAGCCAAAUGGCAAAGAAAACGACACUAUAUAUGCUAAGCCAGAAGACGAAAUUUUCCAUAAGCUCAGCUCGUGGUCCUUCAAUUUUCCCUUGCGCAAACAGCUAGUUAGCCCCGACGAGCUUAAAGAUUACCGACCGAUGGGGUUAGUGAUGGCUGUCGGAGCCGACAAAGUUUCUACCUUCCGAUCAGAAUUGAAAUCUUUAAUUGAUAGUCCUCCAGACUCCUGAGGCAGGACGACAAGGGGAUUUCCUUCUGUUACACAGCCAAUUUUGCAAUCUGUUAUGUAUUUGGAUCAGAUUUCGAAUUAGAAUCUAGAGCAUUGCUAAUUUUCUGUGCAGAGCCCGCCUUUCUGUAGUUGCCUGGGGAGCAGGAACUGUUGCAACGUAAGUUAUUGAUUAUUUUUUCAUUGCUUUGAGAACUA